Messenger RNA from Lutra lutra (Eurasian river otter), 607 nucleotides. RefSeq names its product small EDRK-rich factor 2 (gene SERF2). Lineage: Eukaryota; Metazoa; Chordata; Mammalia; Carnivora; Mustelidae. The record is from RefSeq and is a predicted model, not a curated record. The coding region runs from base 131 to 532 and encodes 133 amino acids. The transcript is spliced from 3 exons.
ACUGAGCCCGGGCUCAAAGGGGCGGGGAGGAAAGGACGACUUCGUUACGCUUGGAGAAGGGGGCGGGGCCUGCAACGACGGACAGAACGAGGGGACGCAACGGAGGCAGGCCGGAGCCGCUGCCGUCGCCAUGACCCGCGGUAACCAGCGCGAGCUCGCCCGCCAGAAGAAUAUGAAAAAGCAGAGCGACUCGGUUAAGGGAAAGCGCCGAGAUGACGGGCUUUCUGCUGCCGCCCGCAAGCAGAGUGCCCCAUCAUCUCUACCCCCAGGGACUCGGAGAUCAUGCAGCAGAAGCAGAAAAAGGCAAACGAGAAGAAGGAGGAACCCAAGUAGCUUUGUGGCUUCGUGUCCAACCCUCUUGCCCUUCGCCUGUGUGCCUGGAGCCAGUCCCACCACGCUCGCGUUUUCUCCUGUAGUGCUCACAGGUCCCAGCACCGAUGGCAUUCCCUUUGCCCUGAGUCUGCAGCGGGUCCCUUUUGUGCUUCCUUCCCCUCAGGUAGCCUCUCUCCCCCUGGGCCACGCCUGGGGGUGAGGGGGUUACCCCUUCCCAGUGUUUUUUAUUCCUGUGGGGCUCACCCCAAAGUAUUAAAAGUAGCUUUGUAAUUUC